Molecule: messenger RNA, 2135 nt
Organism: Lotus japonicus
Lineage: Eukaryota; Viridiplantae; Streptophyta; Magnoliopsida; Fabales; Fabaceae
Product: pyruvate kinase 1, cytosolic-like
Exons: 16
Coding region: 282-1862 (526 amino acids)
Biological process (GO): glycolytic process
Cellular component (GO): cytoplasm
Molecular function (GO): magnesium ion binding; potassium ion binding; pyruvate kinase activity
Source: RefSeq, a predicted model, not a curated record
CGGUCCCAUUUUUCUUUGCUUCCACAGUAGAUACUUACGUACUCACCAGCAAUUCAACCGAAUAUUUACUUUGAAACACAAAACACUUCCACCUUCUAUUAUUUAUUAACAACUCUCACCGUUUCAUUCCAUUCCAUCAUUACACUUGGCCUUACAACAACACUUUUUUUUCAAUAUUGAUUGAUUUCUUUGCCUACUUCUCAGUUCUCUCUCUCUCUUACUCUCACCGCUUUCUCCUUGGAUCGGUUCUGUCAUCAGUGAGUUGGUGUUGAAGAUACAAGAUGCAGUCUAGUCCUUUGCUUCUUGAGGAGCCUAUCAGGAUGGCUUCCAUCCUUGAGCCAUCCAAACCUACUUUCUUUCCAGCCACGACAAAAAUUGUUGGCACACUUGGUCCAAAGUCACGAUCUGUUGAUGUAAUUUCCCGUUGCCUUGAUGCAGGAAUGUCAGUGGCAAGGUUUGACUUCUCAUGGGGUGAUCCAGAAUACCACCAAGAGACAAUAGAAAAUUUAAAGGCUGCUAUCAAAAGUACCAAGAAACUCUGCGCGGUUAUGUUAGACACUGUGGGACCAGAAUUACAAGUUGUUAAUAAAACUGAUCGUCCAAUUGACCUUGAAGAGGGCACACUAAUUGUCUUAACUCCAGAUCAAAACAAAGAAGCUACUUCAAAUCUACUGCCAGUAAAUUUUAGUGGGCUAUCAAAGGCUGUGAAGAAGGGUGAUACUAUUUUUAUUGGUAAAUACCUGUUUACAGGAAGCGAAACAACUUCUGUAUGGCUGGAGGUUAGUAAGGUGGAUGGUGAUGAUGUCACUUGUCUAAUAAAAAACUCAGCUACACUUACCGGAUCAUUGUAUACUAUACAUGUCUCUCAGAUUCGUAUUGAUCUUCCUACUCUUACUGAAAAGGAUAAGGAGGUAAUAAGCACAUGGGGUGUUCGAAACAAUAUCGACUUCCUCUCAUUAUAUACCCGACACGCUGAAGAUGUUCGCCAUGCCCGUGAAUUUCUCUCUAAGCAUGGUGACCUCAAGCAGACACAUAUUUUUGCAAAGAUUGAAAAUGUCGAGGGAUUGAAACAUUUUGAUGAGAUUCUGAGGGAAGCAGACGGUGUCAUCCUCUCUCGUGGAAAUUUAGGGAUAGAUCUCCCACCUGAGAAGGUGUUUUUAUUCCAAAAAGCUGCUAUUUACAAGUGUAACAUGGCUGGGAAGCCAGUAGUUGUCACACGUGUCGUGGAUUCUAUGACUGAUAAUCUGAGACCUACUCGUGCUGAAGCAACUGACGUUGCCAAUGCCGUUUUGGAUGGCAGUGAUGCAAUUCUCCUUGGGGCAGAGACCCUAAGGGGCUUAUACCCUGUAGAAACCAUUUCUAUAGUGGGAAAAAUUUGUGCUGAGGCAGAGAAAGUUUAUAAUCACGAUUGGUAUUUUAAGAAGACUGUCAAACAUGUGGGAGAGCCAAUGAGCCACUUAGAAUCAAUUGCUUCCUCUGCGGUUCGAGCGGCCAUUAAGGUUAAGGCCUCUGUUAUUAUUUGCUUCACUUCAUCUGGAAGAGCUGCAAGGUUGAUUGCUAAGUACAGACCAACCAUGCCUGUGAUAUCUGUUGUCAUUCCUCAAUUAAAAACAAAUCAACUCAGAUGGACAUUCACCGGCGCUUUUGAGGCUAGGCAAUCACUGAUUGUGAGAGGUCUUUUCCCUAUGCUGGCAGAUCCUAGACACCCGGCUGAGUCAAAUACUGGAACAAAUGAAUCAAUUUUGAAGGUUGCUUUAGACCAUGGCAAGGCUUUUGGUGUCAUAAAGUCACAUGACCGUGUUGUUGUCUGCCAGAAAGUUGGUGACUCAUCAGUUGUCAAGAUUAUUGAGCUUGAAGACUAGAACUUUUGUGUCAUUUCAAGGAUGCAUAACUAAACUCAUUUUGAAGCUUUUUCUGUUUCAUUUAGUAACAAUCACGCUAGAGAUACUUAUUAUAGAGUGGCCUCUCUCAUUUUGCUGAUUUUAGUCAUGUAAUCUAGUUCCACUGUUGAGUGAUUUAAAGCGGUUGUGCAGCCUUCACCUUUGUUAUAUCUUGUAUUGCCUCCUCUAAAGGCAAUUUUGAACUAUGAAAAUUGAAACUUUAUGUCAAUAAUUUCUAAAAUUGUGUUCUAUGUU